Acanthisitta chloris (rifleman) is the source of this 1188-nucleotide messenger RNA. It is a transcript of the gene GALNS, whose product is annotated as galactosamine (N-acetyl)-6-sulfatase. The record is from RefSeq and is a predicted model, not a curated record. Gene Ontology annotation, molecular function: arylsulfatase activity. The annotation marks the transcript as partial. Lineage: Eukaryota; Metazoa; Chordata; Aves; Passeriformes; Acanthisittidae. The transcript has 11 exons.
CUCUGCCUCGGGCUCGGCCGCGCCCUCGGGGCCGCCAACAUCCUCCUCCUCCUCAUGGACGACAUGGGCUGGGGGGAUCUGGGAGCUUUUGGAGAGCCUUCUAAGGAAACUCCUAACCUGGACCAGAUGGCUUCAGAAGGGAUGGUUUUCCUGGAUUUUUAUACUGCCAACCCCCUCUGCUCUCCCUCACGGGCAGCACUGCUGACAGGUCGUCUCCCAGUCAGGAAUGGAUUUUACACCACCAAUGCUCAUGCCAGGAAUGCCUACACCCCACAGGAUAUCGUAGGAGGAAUCCCAGAGGCCGAGUUGCUGCUUCCAGAGCUGCUGAAGAAAGCUGGUUACAGCAGUAAGAUCAUUGGCAAAUGGCACUUGGGACAUCGGCCCCAGUUCCACCCCCUGAGACAUGGCUUUGAUGAGUGGUUUGGAUCACCCAACUGCCAUUUUGGACCUUACGAUAACAGAGCUUUCCCCAACAUCCCUGUGUAUAGGGACUGGGAGAUGAUUGGCAGAUACUAUGAAGAUUUCAAAAUUGAUCUGAAGACAGGUGAAUCCAACUUGACUCAGUUCUACCUGCAGGAAGCUCUCAGCUUUAUUAGCAAGCAGCAGGCCAGCCAGCAGCCCUUCUUUCUCUACUGGGCCAUUGAUGCUACUCACGCUCCUGUUUAUGCCUCCAAAGAGUUCCUGGGCUCCAGUCGGAGAGGACUAUAUGGGGAUGCUGUGAAAGAGAUUGAUGAUAGCAUUGGAAAGAUCCUGAAACACCUUCAGAAGCUAGGGAUCAGUGAGAACACCUUCGUGUUCUUCACCUCUGAUAAUGGGGCUGCUCUCAUCUCAGCUCCCCGACAAGGAGGAAGCAAUGGUCCUUUCCUGUGUGGCAAACAAACCACCUUUGAAGGUGGCAUGAGGGAGCCAGCGAUUGCCUGGUGGCCUGGCCACAUCCCUGCAGGAGUGGUCAGCCAUCAGCUGGGCAAUGUGAUGGAUCUGUUCACCACCAGCCUGUCCCUGGCAGGGCUGCAGCCUCCCAGUGACAGACAGAUUGAUGGCAUCGACCUUUUACCUGUCAUGCUGCAGGACAAGCUAAUUGACAGGCCCAUAUUCUAUUAUCGUGGCAACGAGAUGAUGGCAGUGAGAGUUGGGCUGUACAAAGCUCACUACUGGACCUGGAGCAACUCCUGGGAGGAGUACAGCAAG